AACAUUGCCAGACCGCUCAGUCGUAUAUGCGACCAGUCAAAGUGUGAUUGGUCGGUGAAACCUGUUUUUUAUUUUUUUUUAUUUCACCACAACACAACACACAACACGAGAGCAGCAGAUAGUCAGACCCGUAGCACUUUCAGUUCAGAUCCCCCUCCCCCCAUUUUUAUUUGUCAGCACAAGUGUGCCACUAAAUUAAGGAUUUCUCAUCGCAAUGUCCGACCCUGGUGGAUUCGAUCCGUGUGAAUGCAUGUGGAAUCAUGAACUGGCGAUGCGACGUCUGAUUUCAUUGCUCAGGUCAUCACAGUCAUACUGCACAGAUAAUGAAUGCAUUUCGGAUCUUCCUGGAUUACAAGGACAGGCUCAGAAUGACACAAUGCCCUUUUUAGUGUUUUGUUGGAUUGUUCUGGCUAUGGCAUUGUUUUUUCUACGACCAAGCUCAGCCACACGUCAAAGUGACGUAAAACCAAGUGAUAAUCAGGGACCUGGACCACAGCCUCCUAAUCCACCUCCAGCUGUGAAUUAGAUUUUAUUACAAUUCUAUAAUCUAUAUACACUAUAUUGGAUCCCUAUCUUUGUGGAAAAUGUGAACGGAUGUAUUAUUUUCUAAGAGUUUCAUUCCAGUUCAUGGGUAUAAUUCUUUUCUUCAAUCAUUUAUAAAAGAUUUCUUUUCAAAAUAUUUUCUUGUUCAGUUAUACCUUACAUUAUUUCAGUCUUCAAAAUUAGGUGUUAUGAUUUUGGGGAAUUUGUUUUACUUUUGACUGAUUAAUACAGUAUGAAUAUUAAGGGAAAACAUGUAUACAGAUUUGCUUAUAUAACCCAAUAAAAGUAAAAUAUUGUCGA
Molecule: messenger RNA, 843 nt
Organism: Daphnia pulicaria
Lineage: Eukaryota; Metazoa; Arthropoda; Branchiopoda; Diplostraca; Daphniidae
Product: small integral membrane protein 14-like
Exons: 4
Coding region: 215-526 (103 amino acids)
Cellular component (GO): endoplasmic reticulum
Source: RefSeq, a predicted model, not a curated record